Serendipita indica DSM 11827 is the source of this 4563-nucleotide messenger RNA. NCBI's taxonomy places the organism in Eukaryota, Fungi, Basidiomycota, Agaricomycetes, Sebacinales, Serendipitaceae. The record is from the annotation of a GenBank genome assembly.
AUGUCUGUUCUCCGUUCUUGGAUCAAGAAGAAGACAGCUUCAAAUGCCGAACUAAAGCCCAAAUCAAAGCGUAAAUCAACGCCGGUGCUGCAGCCCGAAUCAACACCAGUAUUACAACCCGAAUCAAAGCCAGCGUCGCAGCCCGAAUCAAAACUAGAUCAUCUCGGGCUUCUAGAAAUUGCGCCUGGAAUCGAUCCUGUUGUCGAUAUUGUCGCUAUUCAUGGCCUACAAGGACACAGAGAGAGGACGUGGACAACUGAUAAUGGCAACUUUUGGCUACGGGAUCUCCUUUCUUCCGAUUUGCCCAAUGCCCGAAUCCUGAGCUAUGGAUAUGAUGCCGACACCCAUAGUCGAGAAUGCGUAUCCACUCAGACGCUCGGUCGACAUGCUGAAGGGUUCGCGCAUGCGCUCUCAAGGGAACGCAAAGACGCUCCUCGGCGUCCUAUCGUUUUCAUUGCACACAAUAUAGGAGGUAUCAUCCUCAAACGGGCUCUUGUUACUUGCCAUAAUCAGAGCUUGGAAUCAAAGGGUCACCUCCGGGAUAUCCUAACAUCCACACAUGCCGUCUUAUUUUUUGGGACUCCACAUUUCGGCGUCGAAAACACUAGUUUCCUUGAGGGAAUCAAUCUCGUACUAUCGUUGUACAUGGAGACGACGAGCGCUAUUCUCAAGGAUCUUCAAUCUCAUUCGACAGAGCUCGAGAACAUACAGAAAGACUGGAUCGCGGCGAGCGAAAGGAUCAGCAGCAUAUUCUUCUGCGAAGCCUAUACGACUUCCAAUAGAGGGGUAAUUAAUGUCCCGCGUCCCUCGGCUAUUAUCGCCGGGGACCCCAACGCGAGGACAAUCGAUCUUCAUGCAAAUCACAGUAACCUAGUCCGAUUCCCAUCCAGGUCGAACGAAAACUAUAAGAUAGUUCACUUCUACCUCAAAGAGUUCGUUGACAAUGCGCCCGAGGCAGUACGUGAGAAAUGGGUGAGAGAAGAUGAUUGUCGUAAUGCAGCAAAGGGAGAACCCACUUCUGAAAGGGUCAUGGAGCAGUCCAAAGUGAUCCUUGACAACUUCGAUAAAUCCGCGAUACUUGAGCUUCCAUUGGCAUCAUUCGUUCCAUCCUCGGUCCACCGCACCUGUCUGGAUGGAACGCGCAAGGAUGUCCUUCAGAUGAUAUGGGACUGGGCUGAAAACGACUCGUCGGAGAAGCCGAUAUUCUGGCUGUGCGAUAUUGCCGGCUCUGGAAAGUCGACAGUCGCCAUGUCCGCGGCGGAGAGUUGGCAAGAGAAAAAGAUACUGGGUGGCGGGUUCUUCUUCUCCAUGUCUAGCACCGAGUCAUCGACAACCGAAAAGUUCUGCUCCACCAUUGCACGAGACAUUGCGGACUGCAUACCCGAACUGGCACCGCACGUCGCCGAGGCUGUCAAGCAGAACCCCUCUAUUCUGCGAAGGCCUCUUGAUAAGCAGCUCCAAACACUCGUCGUCGGUCCUCUGGAUCGCCGGCAAGAGCGCGUGAUUCUCGUCAUUGACGCUCUUGACGAAUGCAAGUCGGGAUCACAAAGAAGAGAGCUUGUCGAAGCCCUUUCCACAGCCGUUCAAGGUAGCAAGAAUCUCAAGAUAUUCAUGACGAGCCGGCCGGACCCUGUGAUUCAGGCCGUCUUGGGGUCGCUCUCGAUCAAAGCCAAAUUGGAGGACCGCCUACACGACGUCAGACAUCAUGAUAAUGUCGAUGAUAUCGCAGUCUAUGUGCAUCGAUCGCUAGAUGGAGUCUUGCCAGAGGACAAGAGACAACGACUGGUUGGAAAGGCGAACGGGCUGUUCAUUUGGGCGAGCACUGCGUGUCGGAUGCUCACAAACGAAACCACAAUGAACACAGCUGAAAGUAUAUAUGAUCAACUUAUAUCCUUGGAUCAACCUGGAGCGAUAGACGAAGUAUAUGGGCUCAUAUUCGAGCGCACAGACCCGAACUCUUAUAGGCUCAUGUGCCAAAUGCUUGCUAUGCUCGUUGCAGCAUUUGAGCCUCUGAGCAUCGACGAUUUGGAUGACCGUCUCAAACAUGCUGGACUUCGAGCAAGCGGCAAGGCCUUUGUGCAGAACCUAGGGAGCGUACUCAGCACGGACUCUAGUACAAAUCUGAUCCAGUUCCGUCAUCCCACCCUCGUCGAGUACCUUCGACGCUGUUCCCUCACCACAGCGGUUGGUGGUGGCAACAAACUUUACAUCGACAUCACCAAUGCGCACGGCCAGGCGGCAUCAUGGUGCCUCCAAUACCUCAAGUCCCCUACCAACGGUCUCAAAUUCAACAUCUGUCAACUCGAGUCAUCUUUCUACCUGAAUAAGCAAUUCCCGGACUUCGAUGCCAGAGUGUCCAGGUUCAUUUCAAAGAGACUUCGAUACGCUAGCUCCCAUUGGGUGUUCCACAUGUCGGAAACGGACGAAAACUGGCGUCGCAGACUCAAGAAUGAAGCUUCUUCAAUGAUUCGAAUCCCAUACGUGCUAUACUGGACGGAGGUCCUAAGCUUGACCGGAGGAGUUCCCAGAGCCAUAGCUGGUCUUCGAGCUGUCACGCGCCACGCAAGAAUUGAUGUGGACAUCAGGAGCAGCAUGGACGAGAUUCGAAGAUUUCUGAUGGCAUUCUCGGUCCCAAUCCAAGAAAGCACUCCACACAUUUACGUUUCGGCGCUUGCUUUUACUCCAAAAAAGUCACUAAUGCAUAUCGAGGGCAUAAAAGGGUAUCCAAACAUCCUCAGUGUGACACGAGGAGUCGAAGAUACAUAUCCCGGGCUUCCCAAGGCUCUUCGAGGUCACCAGGGGGACGUGAAUGCCGUUGCAUUUUCGCCGGACGGUUCGCGAAUCGUCUCUGGUUCAGACGAUAACACGAUUCGAGUAUGGGAUACGGACACUGGUCAGUCAUUAGGAGAACCACUCCAAGGUCAUGAAGACUCGGUCGUGGCCGUCGCAUUUUCGCCAGAUGGUUCGCAAAUUGUCUCUGGCUCUUUGGACAAGACGCUCCGACUGUGGGAUGUAGCCACUGGUGAGCCGUUGGGAGAGCCACUCCAAGGUCAUGAAGACGGAGUCAUGGCCGUCGCAUUCUCGCCAGAUGGUUCGCAAAUUGUCUCUGGCUCGAGCGACAACACGCUCCGACUGUGGGAUGUAGCCACUGGUGAGCCGUUGGGAGAGCCACUCCAAGGUCAUGAAAGUGAAAUCUGGGCCGUCGCAUUUUCGCCAGAUGGUUCGCAAAUUGUCUCUGGCUCGAGGGACAAGACGCUCCGACUGUGGGAUGUAGCCACUGGUGAGCCGUUGGGAGAGCCACUCCAAGGUCAUGAAAGUGAAAUCUGGGCCGUCGCAUUUUCGCCAGAUGGUUCGCAAAUUGUCUCUGGCUCGAGGGACAAGACGCUCCGACUGUGGGAUGUAGCCACUGGUGAGCCGUUGGGAGAGCCACUCCAAGGUCAUGAAGGCUGGGUCAUGGCCGUCGCAUUUUCGCCAGAUGGUUCGCAAAUUGUCUCUGGCUCGAGGGACAAGACGCUCCGACUGUGGGAUGUAGCCACUGGUGAGCCGUUGGGAGAGCCACUCCAAGGUCAUGAAAGUGAAAUCUGGGCCGUCGCAUUUUCGCCAGAUGGUUCGCAAAUUGUCUCUGGCUCGAGGGACAAGACGCUCCGACUGUGGGAUGUAGCCACUGGUGAGCCGUUGGGAGAGCCACUCCAAGGUCAUGAAAGUGAAAUCUGGGCCGUCGCAUUUUCGCCAGAUGGUUCGCAAAUUGUCUCUGGCUCGAGGGACAAGACGCUCCGACUGUGGGAUGUAGCCACUGGUGAGCCGUUGGGAGAGCCACUCCAAGGUCAUGAAGGCGAAGUCAUGGCCGUCGCAUUUUCGCCAGAUGGUUCGCAGAUUGUCUCUGGCUCGAGCGACAAGACGCUCCGACUGUGGGAUGUAGCCACUGGUGAGCCGUUGGGAGAGCCACUCCAAGGUCAUGAAGGCUCGGUCAUGGCCGUCGCAUUUUCGCCAGAUGGUUCGCAAAUUGUCUCUGGCUCGAGCGACAAGACGCUCCGACUGUGGGAUGUAGCCACUGGUGAGCCGUUGGGAGAGCCACUCCAAGGUCAUGAAGGCUGGGUCAUGGCCGUCGCAUUUUCGCCAGAUGGUUCGCAAAUUGUCUCUGGCUCGAGCGACAAGACGCUCCGACUGUGGGAUGUAGCCACUGGUGAGCCGUUGGGAGAGCCACUCCAAGGUCAUGAAAAUGGUUCGCAAAUUGUCUCUGGCUCGAGCGACAAGACGCUCCGACUGUGGGAUGUAGCCACUGGUGAGCCGUUGGGAGAGCCACUCCAAGGUCAUGAAAGUGAAAUCUGGGCCGUCGCAUUUUCGCCAGAUGGUUCGCAAAUUGUCUCUGGCUCGAGGGACAAGACGCUCCGACUGUGGGAUGUAGCCACUGGUGAGCCGUUGGGAGAGCCACUCCAGGGUCACGAAGUUUCAGCCGGCGCCGCCGCAUUCUCGCCAGACGAUUCACAAAUUGUCUCUGGCUCGCAAGGCCACACAAUUCAAAUAUGGCCUCGACCUUUUGGUGAGCCUAGCUUCCUCCACUAG